AUGAGAUCAUUGAUUUUUAUGUGUCUCCUUAUUCUAGCUAUAAGCGAUUUUACAAGUAUUGAUAAUGUUCAAGAAUUUACAGUGAUUAUUGGAAAAACAACAAACGUUACUUUGGUGUCGAAUCCUACAACAGGAUAUAGCUGGUUCUUGAACCCUUCAAAUUCAGAAAAACUGAAGGUUCCAGAUCUUAGAGGGGAAUAUAGAAGGACAACAGGACUAAUUGGAGGAGCUGGGAUUCAAGUUUUUAAGAUUUCUUGCAGUGAGCUAUGUGCUGAUGGAGAAUCAUUAGAAUUAACUUUUGAGUAUAAAAGACCAUGGGAAGCUGAGCCUAUAAGAAGCAAGCUGGUGACUGCAAAAAUCCUUGCAAACCCAGAUCUUUAA
Blepharisma stoltei is the source of this 381-nucleotide messenger RNA. The record is from the annotation of a GenBank genome assembly. NCBI's taxonomy places the organism in Eukaryota, Ciliophora, Heterotrichea, Heterotrichida, Blepharismidae.